AUGUCUGCGAUUGGCCCCUUCGCGGACCCUGCACCGGGCUGCAAACCCGCAGCUGCUCCUGCCUUGACCGCCGAGCAACAAACCAAGUACGACCAGCUUCUCGCCGAUGUCCGGACCUGGGAGACGCUUCCCGCAACCUCCGCAAAGGGUGCUGAAGAGUCACCAAUUUCCGAUUAUGAGCGCAUGUGGCUCACUCGCGAGUGCCUCCUCCGAUACCUUCGUGCGACAAAGUGGAACCUCGCUCAAGCGACCCAGCGUCUGCGCUCGACAUUAGUAUGGCGUCGUGAGUACGGCACCGACCGCUUCACGGCCGAAUACAUCUCAGAAGAGAACGAAACGGGUAAGCAGGUCUUGCUUGGUUUCGACAAUGAAGGAAGGCCGUGCUUGUACCUGCUGCCACAGAACCAGAACACCAAGGAGACUCCCAAGCGGGUAGAGCACUUGGUCUACAUGCUGGAGCGCACCAUCGAUAUGCACCCGCCCGGUCAGGAGAGUCUGGCACUAUUGAUCGACUUCAGGAACACUGGAGCUGGCGGAACCCCUAGCUUGGGUGUCGCCAAACAAGUCCUCGACAUCUUGCAGAAUCACUACCCAGAGCGACUUGGCAGGGCAUUACUCACACACCUCCCAUGGUAUGUUAAUGCCUUCCUCAAGCUCGUCAACCCCUUCAUCGACCCCGUCACCAAGUCCAAGAUUAAGCCAAACGAGCCCCUACCCAACCAUGUGCCUGCAUCCCAGCUCAUGAAGGUCUCUGGCGGUGAAGUCGACUUCAAGUACGACCAUUCCGUCUAUUGGCCUGCGCUGGAGAAGCUUACCACUGAACGGAGACAACAAAGGAAAGAGCGAUGGGAGAAAGCUGGCAAGAUAAUUGGAGAGAGUGAAAUCUACCUCUGGGGAGGGGAUGAGCCCAGUCUUGCAAAUGGAACAGCCGUUGACACUGCAGUGGAUGCUACCCAUCCUACUACAGCAGUUGAGGGAGCCAACACUGCACCGAACGGGGCUGCGGAGCUUAUUGAUGGUGUUGACAAGUUGGACAUCAAAGAAGGCGAGCCGGUCAAGGCUGCUGCUUGA
Molecule: messenger RNA, 1071 nt
Organism: Alternaria atra
Lineage: Eukaryota; Fungi; Ascomycota; Dothideomycetes; Pleosporales; Pleosporaceae
Exons: 2
Coding region: 1-1071 (356 amino acids)
Molecular function (GO): phosphatidylinositol transfer activity
Source: RefSeq, a predicted model, not a curated record